CACUUUCAGUUGAGCAAUUUUCGCACCUUCUAGUAUAUUUAUUACACAUAUAAAGCUAUAAAUAUCUAAAUAACCAUGUUAUACAUUCCAGAGAUUUUUUUUUACACCGUAUGACACUUUAAUGUCCGCGUAGUCGCUUAAAAUAUUUUGCCUCAGUUAGCCUUGCGCUAGCGCUGCAAGCGCGGCCUACUGCAGCCUCGGGUUUUCCUGAUAACUUAGUCCGCAGCGGGAAAUAAGACACCCGGGAGUGCGCGCGUUUGUAGUCCUGUCUUUCAAAUGCGCAGUACUCCACAUUAGAAAGGGAUGAUUUAGGUAAUGUAUUUAAAAAUACUGUUACUAUUUUGCUUGUUAAGAAAUGUGUAUAAAUUAGUAUUAUGUAAACAAACAGCUGCGGCUUAUAUAACAUGGUUAUGCUCUAUAACUGGAGAAAAGCAUACCACGUACUUCGUUUUGUUAUUCGUCAUAUCGUUUGUCAAUAUUAUUAUCUGUCACGCUGAAUCCUGACGUGUCAGAAGACCUCGAGCGUAAAUCUCGUAACGUUACGUAGAACAACAAUAUUCUUACACGUCGAUCUGUUAUCACGUUACCUCUGGUGGAAGAAAAAAAAAACACAUUUGAAAUUCCAGGUUUAAAUUCGGUUAAUUCACCAAACUUGAGACUGUUGUUGUGUUUUGUGUGUUAAAUGAACAGUUACUGUUUGUUGACCAUAGAGCAGAGAUAUAAACAUGGCACUGUCCUUUACUCGAAGGAUAUCCAUGCAUCCGUAGCACUGACGUUAGUAAUGAACAACUUUUGGUCUUCUUGCAUUAAUUUAUAAUAAUAAACAGAGGCGUUAAUAAUCCAGGAGGGUCAUCGCUUUGGUCCAAACACUGUUAUUUCACCUGUCUCUGGGCUGAUAAGCUGCAGCCCAAGUGCUUAGCCAGCAGUGGGCGGGUGUAGUGAGACGGGACAUGCCCGGGCAUGAUCACAGAGAGCCAGACAAAUCAACAAAGAGCGUCUACUACCGCUAGGCGUCUGAAGCCAGUCACGCUGACAUGUCAUGCUAGAUCCCUCCCUGGACAUGAUGAUCGGUGCGGUGGAUUCUAGCCCUGACAUGUCUCUGUGCGUCUGUUUAAAACAGAGACCGGCUCUCGUCUCAACCGGCUCCCACUCCACACUAACCCAGAGCUCAGGCACUUUAUGUACAGGUAGCAGAGUAUAUAUAGAAGAUUUUUAGCUAGAAUAGCCAAUUUACCUCCAUUUGCACAGAUGACUACCAAAAUGGGAACAGAAAGUUGUUUAAGCAGUUCUCAGAUCAACAAGGUUGACAACGAAAAACUGGUAAGACCAAAAGCGCAGCUGAAAAGCCUGUUAGAGGAUGCAGGUGCAGAUAAAGAGGUUUUCACCAUGAAGGAGGUUAUGUUUUAUUUAGGGAAGUAUAUCAUGAGCAAGGAGUUGUACGACAAGCAGCAGCAACACAUUGUUCACUGUGGAGAGGAUCCUCUUGGUGCUGUUCUCGGGGUGAACAGCUUCUCCGUCAAAGAGCCCCGAGCUCUCUUUGCAUUGAUUAACAGAAACCUUAUUACAGUUAAAAAUCCAGAUACUCAUUCCACCUUCUCUGAACCCAGAAGUCUAAGUGAACCAGAUCGAGGGCCCGGGGACACUGAUUCAGACUCUCGCUCAUCUACCUCACAGCAGCAGCGCAGGAGGAGGAGAAGCAGUGAUCCUGAGAGUACUUCAGCUGAAGACGAGCCCAGGGAACGCAGAAAGAGGCACAAGUCCGACAGCUUCUCCCUGACAUUUGAUGACAGCCUGUCUUGGUGUGUGAUUGGCGGCCUGCACCGGGAGAGGGGGAACAGUGAGUCUUCGGACGCACAAAGCAACUCUGAUGUAGGUAUCACUCACAGUGAGGGCAGUGAUGAAAGUGUGGACUCUGACUCUGAUAACUUCAGUGUGGAGUUUGAGGUGGAGUCUGUAGACUCUGACGCCUACAGUGAGAACGAUGAGGAUUCAUUGCCAGGAGAGAACGAGGUGUAUGAAGUCACAAUCUUUGCUGAGGAGGAAGAUUCGUUUGAUGAGGAUACCGAGAUAACCGAGGCAGACUACUGGAAGUGUGCCGGAUGUAACGAGCUCAACCCUCCUCUUCCUCGGAAUUGCAAAAGCUGCUGGAAAGUCCGACCUGGUUGGCUUCCAGAAACAUACUCCAGCAGUGAAAACACCUCCACUAACAAUCAACCCAGCACAGAAGACGCCAGCAUCCCCACAACUCCCAGCUCAGUCUCAGAUGACAAACUGCUCCCUACCAAACCCUCAAGCCCUCUUCCAGAAACAGACGAAGGAGUGGACAUGCCCGACGGCAAGUGCUCGCAAUCUCCCGGCGUCGCUAAAGACGAAUUAAUCUCUUCCACUGCCUCCGGCUCCCUAACCGAAUCUCAGACCUCGUCAUCGCAGCCCUCAACCUCUUCUGGUGGGGGCAGCAGCCAGGAAGAGACCCCCGAGCUAGAGCGCUACAACAGCCUGGAGGCCUGCCUGCCCGCCACCUGCCUUGAGCCCUGCGUCAUCUGUCAAAGUCGCCCCAAGAAUGGCUGCAUUGUCCACGGAAGAACUGGACACCUUAUGGCUUGCUACACUUGCGCCAAGAAAUUAAAGAACCGGAACAAGUUGUGUCCGGUGUGCCGAGAGCCCAUUCAGUCAGUCGUGUUGACCUACAUGAGCUGAGGCACAACAGAUAUACCUCCUCUCCUCUCACAUGAAGUUCAGGGUGCUGAUGUUGCCUGAUCUUAUAGUUCUAAAACCUAUGAGUUCAAAUUCAAUAUAUGUAAUAUGUUUCUUAUUGAUGAAUAAAUUAUUUAUGACUCAAGCGAGGUUUUCGCUCACAUGCUGGGUAGCAAAUUCACAGAUCUGUGUUUUAAGGGUUGAGUUUAAGUGCUUGGAAUUAAAACUACUUAAGGGCUUGCAGAUUCUGUAUACAUUGUAUCAAUUACUAGAAAUGUUUUUAUUAAUUUAAUUUAUGUACAUGCAGAUGUAUAGGUUUCAUGUUAAUUUGCCGCACUGAAAUGUGUUUCUGAGUUGUAGCUCUUGAGACACCCCUUUAAUUUUGUUCCUCCUCUGGAAGGAAAUGCUCUUCUGCAAAGUUUUCUGCUGCAGUGACUCAAGUCUUAUUUUUUUAGUGAGGCAUAAUAAAAGAUUAUUUUGAGGCUCUUCUGCUUUUACAGUACAAGUCAAA
This is a messenger RNA of Carassius auratus (goldfish), 3205 nucleotides long. RefSeq names its product E3 ubiquitin-protein ligase Mdm2. Gene Ontology annotation, molecular function: p53 binding; identical protein binding; ubiquitin protein ligase activity. Gene Ontology annotation, cellular component: nucleus. The record is from RefSeq and is a predicted model, not a curated record. Bases 1249 to 2697 code for a protein of 482 amino acids. NCBI's taxonomy places the organism in Eukaryota, Metazoa, Chordata, Actinopteri, Cypriniformes, Cyprinidae. Gene Ontology annotation, biological process: regulation of gene expression; negative regulation of apoptotic process; protein ubiquitination. The transcript is spliced from 11 exons.